Messenger RNA from Pipistrellus nathusii (Nathusius's pipistrelle), 1752 nucleotides. NCBI's taxonomy places the organism in Eukaryota, Metazoa, Chordata, Mammalia, Chiroptera, Vespertilionidae. The record is from the annotation of a GenBank genome assembly.
AUGGAGUACCAGAACGAGGGCCUUGACGCUGCCCCUGUGGAGUAUGAGGACAACCGGCCCCUCCUGGACAUGUUCCUCCAGAAACCCCUGGGACUGCUGGCGCUUUUGGAUGAGGAAAGUCGGUUUCCCCAGGCCACGGAUCAGACCCUGGUCGAUAAAUUUGAAGAUAAUCUACGCUGCACAUACUUCUGGAGGCCCAAGGGAGUGGAGCUGAGCUUUGGCAUUCAGCACUAUGCCGGAAAGGUAUCAUACGAUGCUUCCGGGUUUCUUGAGAAAAACAGAGACACCCUCCCUGCCGAUGUGAUUAUAGUCCUAAGAACGUCAGAAAACAGGCUUCUUCAGCGACUCUUCUCAAUUCCUUUAACCAAAACAGGUAACUUGGCCCAGACAAGAGCCAGGAUAACAGCAACUUCAAGAUCUUUGCCUCCACAUUUCAGUGCUGGGAAAGCCAAGGUGGAUACUCUGGAGGUAAUACGGCAUCCGGAAGAAACCACCAACAUGAAGAGACAGACCGUGGCUUCUUACUUCCGGUACUCUCUGAUGGACCUGCUCUCCAAGAUGGUGGUGGGACAGCCCCACUUCGUGCGCUGCAUCAAGCCCAACGAUGACCGAAAGGCCCUGAAGUUCUCUCAAGAGAGAGUGCUGGUCCAGCUCCGCUCCACGGGGAUCCUGGAGACAGUCCGCAUCCGCCAGCAGGGCUAUUCCCACCGCAUCCCCUUCGAAGAGUUUGUGAAAAGGUAUUAUUACUUGGCAUUCAGAGCACAUCAAACGCCUCUUGCUAGCAAAGAGAGUUGUGUUGCUAUCUUGGAAAAGUCCAGAUUAGAUCACUGGGUGCUGGGAAAAACAAAGGUUUUCCUCAAAUAUUACCACGUUGAGCAGCUAAAUUUGCUGCUGCGAGAAGUCAUAGGCAGAGUGGUUGUGCUGCAGGCAUAUGCCAAGGGGUGGCUUGGAGCCAGGAGAUACAGAAAAGCCAGAGAGAAGAGAGAGAAGGGAGCCACCGCCAUCCAGUCAGCCUGGAGAGGAUAUGAUGCUCGGAGGAAAUUUAAGAAAAUAAGCAACAGAAGGAGUGAGUCUGCUAUUCAUAUUGAAGCAGGGCACCCUUCAGGCCAAAGCAGUGAUCCUCACCUUGUUGUCACAGGCGGCAUCAGGGGAAGCACCCAGGUUCAAGAUUGUAGUACGCCUGGAGACCAUGGAGGUCUCAGGGGUUUUGUAGACCGUAAAAGCAGUCCACAAGCUGAAUCUACCAAUGGUCAUGCAGAGACAUCAAGCAACUCUCAUCCAGCCACUGAGAAAAACCGGCAUUCACAAGCCCAGAGUUCUCCAAAAGAAUAUGAUGUCUUCACAGGAUAUCCAAAUAAGCACUCGGCGUCUGGGACUGAUCUGCUGUCUUCUCGGACAUGCCAUGCUGCUCCGGGUCGCCCAGGACCGAGUCCCGCGAGGGGAGACCCUGCAAAUGCUGGUUCAGAAAACGGUCUUGCACAGAAGCAGCGAACACCUCGCCGAAGAUGUCAGCAACCCAAAAUGCUGAGUAGCCCUGAGGACACCAUGUACUAUAACCAGUUAAAUGGGACUCUAGAAUAUCAAGGGAGCAAGAGGAAGCCAAGAAAACUUGGCCAAGUCAAAGUGCUCGAUGGUGAAGAUGAAUAUUACAAAUCUCUGUCACCCGUGGGCUCGACCCCUGAGGAAGGCAACGCAGCCCACCCUUUCUUUUUUUCCUCAUCCUCAAAAGGAGCAUCUGCUGCUCAGCACUGA